Messenger RNA from Sander lucioperca (pikeperch), 4171 nucleotides. It is a transcript of the gene fxr1, whose product is annotated as fragile X mental retardation, autosomal homolog 1. The transcript is spliced from 19 exons. The record is from RefSeq and is a predicted model, not a curated record. Bases 122 to 2422 code for a protein of 766 amino acids. Gene Ontology annotation, molecular function: protein homodimerization activity; translation regulator activity; mRNA 3'-UTR binding. NCBI's taxonomy places the organism in Eukaryota, Metazoa, Chordata, Actinopteri, Perciformes, Percidae. Gene Ontology annotation, cellular component: neuronal ribonucleoprotein granule; dendritic filopodium; growth cone. Gene Ontology annotation, biological process: positive regulation of translation; regulation of modification of synaptic structure; anterograde axonal transport.
CAACCAAAAUACAGCAGGGAGAUAUCUAUGUCAAAUAAGGCUUAAGUUUGUGGAAUUAUCGGCGUAAGGAAACACAAUCAAGCUUUUAAGUAAGUAAGUAAGCAGAAAACAUAGCACUACCAUGGAGGAGUUACCUCUCCAGCCUUCAAACUUCUUCUCUCCUGAUGCCUCAAGGAGCACCUGUCGUCCCGACAUCCUUUGCGUGUCCAAUAUGGAAGAACUGGUGGUGGAGGUCCGUGGCUCCAACGGGGCUUAUUACAAGGGCGUUGUCAAAGAUAUCCACGAUGACUCUCUCACCAUUGCCUUUGAGAACAAUUGGCAGCCAGAGCGCCAGGUGCCCUUCAAUGAUGUCAGGAUGCCACCGCCCGCUGAUGCCAAGAAGGAGAUUGGAGAGGGCGAGGAGGUGGAGAUCCUAUCUAGAGCCAAUGACCAGGAGCCUUGUGGUUGGUGGCUGGCUAAAGUCCGCAUGAUGAAGGGAGCUUUCUAUGUGAUUGAGUAUGCAGCCUGCGAUGCCACCUACAAUGAGAUAGUGACCUUUGAGCGUCUGCGUCCAGUCAACACUAACAAGGCCAUCACCAAGAACUCCUUUCACAAGUGCACUGUCCCUGUUCCUCAGGAUCUACAAGAAGCAUGCCAGAAUGAGAACGCCCAUAAAGACUUUAAGAAAGCCGUGGGAGCCUGUCGCAUCUCAUACUGCCCCGAGACCAGCCAACUACUGAUUGUGUCUACCAAUGAGACGACAGUGAAGCGUGUGUCUUUGCUGAGUGAUAUGCACCUGCGCAGCAUCAGGACCAAGCUGCUGCUAAUGUCACGCAACCACGAGGCCACAAAACACCUGGAGACGUCCAGACAGCUGGUGUCGUCCUUCCAGGAGGAGUUCAUGGUGAGAACAGAUCUGAUGGGCCUGGCCAUCGGCAGCCAUGGCAGCAACAUCCAGCAAGCACGGAAAGUUCAGGGUGUCACUGCCAUUGACCUCGAUGAGGAGACUGGCACCUUCAGGAUUUAUGGAGAGACAGCGGAGGCAGUAAGGAAGGCCAGGAACUACCUGGAGUUUUUGGAGGACUCGGUCCAGGUGCCCAGGGCUCUCGUUGGCAAAGUGAUUGGUAAGAACGGUAAGGUCAUCCAGGAGAUUGUGGAUAAGUCCGGUGUGGUAAGGGUCAGGAUCGAAGGAGACAAUGACAACAAGCAGCCCCGACAGGAAUUGACACAGGGAAUGGUCCCAUUCACCUUUGUCGGUACUAAGGAGAGUAUUGGCAAUGUUCAGGUCUUGCUGGAGUACCACAUCUCUUACCUCAAUGAGAUGGUGGAGCUUCUUGCGGAAGGCCAGCAGCUAGAGGAAGAGCUGAGGCAGAUUGUGGAUUAUACACAGGGAAGCAGCCUAGCAAGAUUCAGAAUAUGCAACACAAGGCACAAUGGAUGCGAUGUAGAUGAAGUUGAGCAGCUCCGUCUGGAGAGGAUGCAGAUUGAUGAACAGUUACGUCAGAUUACCCAGGGUCACCGCCCAGGUGACAGAGAGAAAGGCGAGAGAGGGGAAAGAGGAGGAGGAGGGUAUAAUACAGAUAACAGUGCCAAUGCCUCCUCUACCUCUUUACAUGGCAGUCGCUCCUACAACGGUCGAGGGCGUGGGCGCCGAGGCCACGGCUACAGCACUGGAUAUGGCACCAACUCCGAGCAGUCCAACGCCUCUGAGACAGAUUCAGAGCGCAGGGAGGAGCUCAGUGACUGGUCUCUUGCUGUAGAGGACCAGGAAAGGGAGAGGGAGAGGGAGAGAGGAUCACGACCACAAAGAGAUGGCCGCAGGAGGCCUGGACCCGGCAGAGGUCGAGGAGGGCCUGGAGGACGGGGGAGAGGAGGAAGAGGAGGAUACAACAGCUCUGCAGGGCCUCGGGACCAUGAGGAUAACCACGCCUACGGAGCCGCUGAGACAAACACUGAGACAGACCAGACAGCUGAUACAGAUGCUAGCGAGUCCAAUUUGCCGGCAAACCGCCGCAGGAGAUCUCGACGGCGCAGAACCGACGAGGACACCACACUGAUGGAUGGCAUGAGCGAGUCAGACAACGCCUCCAUGAGUGAAAAUGGAAUAGAUGACUCAGAAGCUAAACCUCAGCGACGUAACCGUAGUCGACGCCGCCACAUCCGCCUGCCUGAGGAGAGGCAGCCAGUGACAGUGGCUGACUACAUAUCCCGGGCUGAAUCUCAGAGCAGACAGAUGACGACCACCAAGGACACCAAGAAAAACAAGGAUGUGGGUCAGGUGGAUGCCAUUGCUGAGGACAGCCCACCGUCUGCCCCAGCAACCACCAAUGGUUCUAACAACGAUGCUGCCAUCAGUAAAGGCAGCAAUGCCACUGGAGCUUCCGCCAAAAUCUCCUACAAGGGGGACUCUAACCCGCAACCUGUUGUUAACGGACUCUCCUAGUCAGACCUGAGCAAAGGAAAUGGUUUCAAAUAUUUUCAAUUCUUUGGCUGCACUUGAUUUAAUCUCCCAGUCUCUGGAGCAGCCUUUAAAGUGAAACAUUUAAACACAACAAGCACUGUUCAUUUUUUAUUUUAUUUUACAAGUAUUUGAAACCUGCUUCACUACGCAAGUUUUAGAGGUCUGAACCUUAACCUCCCCUUUACACACUUGUUCUGUCCAACUAUUCAUUUUACUACAGUUUUUUUAACAAUAGUUCUUCCUGUAUGAGCUUGCCAAAGAUAGUCAAACACACACAGACUUACAGACAUAUACCUAACUGUACUUUUUGGUCCACUCUUCAUUGAGAGCUCAGGGAGAGGUUGGACUGAAUGCAGUAUUUCUAAAAUGCAGACAGGGAUUCCACUCAAACCCAUACUAUGGUAUGAAUGCAGUUUUUGUUUUUUUUAUCAGUACAAAUAUUAUCAUAGGAGGAUUUUAGAGCAGGAAUGAGUCUGCCUUUAACCAGGUGGACUCAGAAAGCUGCUUCCACAACCUUUUUCAGGAUGUUUUGUGUAUCUGAAGUAGUUUGUAAAUUACAUUUUCUGCAUGAGCGCUACCACAGUGCAGAUAGGUUUGUUGGAAUCCCAAGUAUGUUUGACAUACAUGUGUUCAUCUGUUGUGCCUUGAGAGUAGAUUCAACAUGUUGUUGCCUGGCUCUGUACACCAUCUGAAAUCUUUUCACUUAUUUCUGUGUUACUUGGUCACCACCGCCUGCCACAGUUGAACCAGAUGAGCUGCCUCCUUGCUGUGCUAUAUAUACCCUUAUGGCACUGGAGGCAAACACUGAAAGACACUGAAUGGAUUUCAGAGGCAUAUCUUUAAAAUCAGGUGUGUCUAUUCUUAAUGUUUGUGGGGGAAAUGAGUCCAGUUAUUCUUUAUAUAUAUAUAUAUAUAUAUAUGUAUCUGUUGAGGGGUUUGACAUUAGCUGCUUUCUGUUUUUCAAUAUGCAACCACUUUGGUCAUACAAGAAAUGUUAUUACAGCGUGUCUGGAAGAGAAACAAAUAAUAGAAGAGUUGUUUUCUUUGCACUGAAACAUAACCUUUUUCUGUCAAAAAGUUGAUUGUAGUUGAGUCUGGAAACUGGCAUGUUACUGUUAAGUGCUGGACAAAGAUGUAGCCAUCAGUGCUGGGUUUCCUGGAAACAUCUCAUUGAUAAAUAUUUAAUCAAAUACAUAACAAGAGGGAUACUGCGUGUUGUUUCCCACCAGAAAUUUUAAAAGAAAAGAAAGGUUAAUAUCCCCUUUUACAUGCCCACUAUUGGAAAAGUCCUGUUUUGAUUAUCAUGGUGUUAAGAUGUUUCUGGAAAACCAAGCCCAGGUCACGGUGAUGUCAUUUUCAUGGUUCUUCCACAGAUUGACUGGCUGGAAACUGGUCAUGACUGUUCCACUAAGGAAGGAGAUUUAUUUGGUUUAUUUAUUUAAAAAUGUACAGUAUUUAAAAAAAAAAAAAAAAAAAAAAAAAAAAGCAAAAACAAGAGAAUCUUUUCUUUUUCUUGACACUAAAAUAUGCGUUACCUAAGGUUUUCUUUUGAGACAACUGACAAUUUGGACUAUUGAGAGUUGUGACACCCCAAGUGUUUUUGUUGGGUCAACUACAGUAUUUUUUUCUUCUUUUUUUUUAAGGAUCAUUCUGGUUGGUUGAUGUGCAAUAUGUUUUGUAUGCAGGUAGUUCUUAAAUAAACUUGAUCUUCCAUGUAGAUCUAAAACUCAA